Messenger RNA from Homo sapiens (human), 1862 nucleotides. It is a transcript of the gene SOX18, whose product is annotated as SRY-box transcription factor 18. Gene Ontology annotation, cellular component: nucleus; transcription regulator complex. NCBI's taxonomy places the organism in Eukaryota, Metazoa, Chordata, Mammalia, Primates, Hominidae. Gene Ontology annotation, biological process: anatomical structure formation involved in morphogenesis; tissue development. Bases 124 to 1278 code for a protein of 384 amino acids. The transcript is spliced from 2 exons. The record is from RefSeq and is marked reviewed. Gene Ontology annotation, molecular function: DNA-binding transcription factor activity; sequence-specific DNA binding; DNA-binding transcription factor activity, RNA polymerase II-specific.
ACCGCCGUCCCCACCGCCAUCCGCCCUCCCGGCCUGGCCUGCCCUUGCGCCCGGCUCCCCAGUGCCCGCCGCCCGCCCGCCGCGCUCCCGCGCUCCGUUCCGCCCAGGCCGCGCCCAGCUGGAAUGCAGAGAUCGCCGCCCGGCUACGGCGCACAGGACGACCCGCCCGCCCGCCGCGACUGUGCAUGGGCCCCGGGACACGGGGCCGCCGCUGACACGCGCGGCCUCGCCGCCGGCCCCGCCGCCCUCGCCGCGCCCGCCGCGCCCGCCUCGCCGCCCAGCCCGCAGCGCAGUCCCCCGCGCAGCCCCGAGCCGGGGCGCUAUGGCCUCAGCCCGGCCGGCCGCGGGGAACGCCAGGCGGCAGACGAGUCGCGCAUCCGGCGGCCCAUGAACGCCUUCAUGGUGUGGGCAAAGGACGAGCGCAAGCGGCUGGCUCAGCAGAACCCGGACCUGCACAACGCGGUGCUCAGCAAGAUGCUGGGCAAAGCGUGGAAGGAGCUGAACGCGGCGGAGAAGCGGCCCUUCGUGGAGGAAGCCGAACGGCUGCGCGUGCAGCACUUGCGCGACCACCCCAACUACAAGUACCGGCCGCGCCGCAAGAAGCAGGCGCGCAAGGCCCGGCGGCUGGAGCCCGGCCUCCUGCUCCCGGGAUUAGCGCCCCCGCAGCCACCGCCCGAGCCUUUCCCCGCGGCGUCUGGCUCGGCUCGCGCCUUCCGCGAGCUGCCCCCGCUGGGCGCCGAGUUCGACGGCCUGGGGCUGCCCACGCCCGAGCGCUCGCCUCUGGACGGCCUGGAGCCCGGCGAGGCUGCCUUCUUCCCACCGCCCGCGGCGCCCGAGGACUGCGCGCUGCGGCCCUUCCGCGCGCCCUACGCGCCCACCGAGUUGUCGCGGGACCCCGGCGGUUGCUACGGGGCUCCCCUGGCGGAGGCGCUCAGGACCGCGCCCCCCGCGGCGCCGCUCGCUGGCCUGUACUACGGCACCCUGGGCACGCCCGGCCCGUACCCCGGCCCGCUGUCGCCGCCGCCCGAGGCCCCGCCGCUGGAGAGCGCCGAGCCGCUGGGGCCCGCCGCCGAUCUGUGGGCCGACGUGGACCUCACCGAGUUCGACCAGUACCUCAACUGCAGCCGGACUCGGCCCGACGCCCCCGGGCUCCCGUACCACGUGGCACUGGCCAAACUGGGCCCGCGCGCCAUGUCCUGCCCAGAGGAGAGCAGCCUGAUCUCCGCGCUGUCGGACGCCAGCAGCGCGGUCUAUUACAGCGCGUGCAUCUCCGGCUAGGCCGCCGGCGCCGCCCGGGUCCCUGCAGCGCUUCCUCCCGCAGCCCCCGCGACCGAUCCGACCGCGUCGCUGCCGCUCUGCUCUCUCAUACGCGUGUAUGUUUGGUUCCAUGUCACAGCCCCCUAGGAGCCAGUGAUGCUCGGCCUUGCGCCCGUUCCACCUCCCAGGCCACCCUUCCUGGGCUUCUGGGCCACCUGCCCUCGGGGGGCCCCUGCGAGGGUGCCUGGAGUUCCCACGUGUCCCGGGGCUUUUCCAGGAAGCCCGAGCCCAGGACCUGUUGGCAGAGUUGCCAGGGUUACAUUUUUGAAGCACCUGCUCCUUUUCUUGCAGUGUAUUUUCUACAACCAGAUUGUAUUAAUAUUUUUUACUUUGCCCUUUUAAAAAAUAUACCUAAUACAAUAUAUUUAAUUUUUAAUUAAACUCUUAAACUUUUCUUCCAAGAAGUUUCAGUGAUCAGAAGCGUCACUGUGGCAAAGACUUUUGCAAUGUGAGGAAUACAGAUGUUUGCUUUCUAUAAAGGAGGAGCCUGGAGCUGGGUCCCCGGACGGAGAGGCCACAAUAAAUCCUCGGGCCUUUCCUCUGCA